CCUGUACUGUGUCCGCAGUCUCUGGUCAUCUCCUGUACUGUGUCCGCAGUCUCAGGUCAUCUCCUGUACUGUGUCCGCAGUCUCAGGUCAUCUCCUGUACUGUGUCCGCAGUCUCAGGUCAUCUCCUGUACUGUGUCCGCAGUCUCAGGUCAUCUCCUGUACUGUGUCCGCAGUCUCAGGUCAUCUCCUGUACUGUGUCCGCAGUCUCAGGUCAUCUCCUGUACUGUGUCCGCAGUCUCAGGUCAUCUCCUGUACUGUGUCCGCAGUCUCAGGUCAUCUCCUGUACUGUGUCCGCAGUCUCAGGUCAUCUCCUGUACUGUGUCCGCAGUCUCAGGUCAUCUCCUGUACUGUGUCCGCAGUCUCUGGUCAUCUCCUGUACUGUGUCUGCAGUCUUUGGUCAUCUCCUGUACUGUGUCUGCAGUCUCUGGUCAUCUCCUGUACUGUAUCCGCAGUCUCUGGUCAUCUCCU
Molecule: messenger RNA, 468 nt
Organism: Staurois parvus
Lineage: Eukaryota; Metazoa; Chordata; Amphibia; Anura; Ranidae
Source: the annotation of a GenBank genome assembly